Messenger RNA from Solanum stenotomum, 477 nucleotides. RefSeq lists its product as uncharacterized. The coding region runs from base 57 to 332 and encodes 91 amino acids. NCBI's taxonomy places the organism in Eukaryota, Viridiplantae, Streptophyta, Magnoliopsida, Solanales, Solanaceae. Gene Ontology annotation, biological process: regulation of systemic acquired resistance. The record is from RefSeq and is a predicted model, not a curated record. The transcript has a single exon.
UAUUCUACAGAGGAGAGAAUAAAAUUAAGAUUAACGACAACGGCGAGGCUACACUGAUGGACCGGCACAAGAAGCGGAAGAGAACAGACAACGGCGGCGCUAACGGCGUCGAUCGGAGCAGGCAUGAGAGAGAAAGUUCUGUGAAGGAGAACACCGCAGUAUCGAAGCCGCCGCCGCCAUCGGAGGCGGAGGUUAACGAAUUCUUCGCGAUCUUACGGAGGAUGAACGUGGCAGUGAAAUAUCUUCAGAAAAAUGCCCAGAUCGAUGAAGUAGAAGGUAGCCAUAAGAGAGUUGAUUUGGAUCUGAAUACUCUGCCGGAAAGCGGAGAUUAACGCCGACGAAGCUCCUAAGUGACCGAAUUUUAGACGGUGACGGUCCGUCUUGUACUCUGUACAGGUUAAGUACUUGCUCUUUAUAACUGACAACGAAUUUGCAAUCGUUUUUUUGAAGAAUUAUAGCGGCUACAAUUUUGUUAGG